AUGGUCUCUGCUGAUGCCAUUCGGACAGGAGUUGGGAUCUUAGGAAAUGCAAUCGCGCUGGGCUUAUUUCUUUCGCCAGUGACGACCUUCGUCAGGAUAUGGAAGAAGGGAUCGGUGGAGCAGUUCUCGCCGAUCCCCUACGUCGCCACCUUGCUCAACUGCAUGAUGUGGGUGGUGUAUGGACUGCCAAUGGUGCACCCGCACAGCAUGCUGGUGAUCACCAUCAACGGGUCGGGACUCGCCAUAGAGCUCUCCUACGUGCUCCUCUUCCUCGUCUACUCUCACGGAAGCAAGAGGCUGAAGGUGCUCCUGAUGCUGCUCGCCGAGACCGCCUUCGUCGCCGCCGUCGCUCUCCUCGUGCUCACUCUCGCGCACACGCACGAGCGUCGCUCCAUGAUCGUCGGCGUCCUCUGCGUCUUCUUCGGAACCAUGAUGUACGCUGCUCCAUUAUCCGUCAUGAGGUUGGUGAUACAGACCAAGAGCGUGGAGUACAUGCCCCUCUUCCUCUCCCUCGCUUCUUUCUUCAACGGCGUUUGCUGGACUGCCUAUGCUCUCAUCCGUUUCGAUCCAUACAUCACCAUUCCCAAUGGCCUCGGGGUGGUGUUCUCGGUGGCUCAGCUGAUGCUGUACGCGACGUACUACAAGUCGACGCAGAGGCAGAUAGAGGCGGUGAAGAGGAAGACGGAGAUGGGUCUGACCGACGUGGUGGUGGUGAAGGGAGACGCAAACAAGGCGGGGAGUGUUCCUUUCGCCGGCGGCAACCCUGAGAUCCGUGCGAUGUGAUGAUCACAAAAGGCUUCACGUCUUUUUCUGAUAUCGAUGCACAAAGGGAUGUGUGUUUCUUCUUCUCGAUGUUAAUCUGAGCUCGGUCGCCGAACAAACCACAGGGAAAGGCUGUUUCCAUGA
Molecule: messenger RNA, 906 nt
Organism: Musa acuminata AAA Group (dessert banana)
Lineage: Eukaryota; Viridiplantae; Streptophyta; Magnoliopsida; Zingiberales; Musaceae
Product: bidirectional sugar transporter SWEET4-like
Exons: 5
Coding region: 1-783 (260 amino acids)
Biological process (GO): carbohydrate transport
Cellular component (GO): membrane
Molecular function (GO): sugar transmembrane transporter activity
Source: RefSeq, a predicted model, not a curated record